Messenger RNA from Dendronephthya gigantea, 798 nucleotides. Its product is annotated as prolyl 4-hydroxylase subunit alpha-1-like. The transcript has 6 exons. Gene Ontology annotation, cellular component: endoplasmic reticulum. The record is from RefSeq and is a predicted model, not a curated record. Gene Ontology annotation, molecular function: L-ascorbic acid binding; procollagen-proline 4-dioxygenase activity; iron ion binding. The coding region runs from base 102 to 440 and encodes 112 amino acids. Lineage: Eukaryota; Metazoa; Cnidaria; Anthozoa; Malacalcyonacea; Nephtheidae. Gene Ontology annotation, biological process: peptidyl-proline hydroxylation to 4-hydroxy-L-proline.
AUUCCGAGGAUCCUGUAAUAAGACGUAUCAGCAAGAGGAGUGAAGAAUUAACUGGACUGACAUUUGCCACGGCAGAAGAAUUACAGGUGAACACGUACGGUAUGGGGGGCCAUUAUGAGCCGCAUUAUGACCACGCACAGGAGCACGAAGAUAAAUUCUCAGACUUGGGAACUGGGAAUAGGCUUGCGACAUUGCUUUUUUAUAUGAGCGACGUUGAGCUGGGAGGCGGAACAGCAUUUAUCAACGUCGGUGCACUAGUGGAACCUCGAAAGGGCGAUGGAGUUUUUUGGUAUAACUUGCUGAAGAAUGGGAAUGGUAAUGACAACACGCGCCAUGCCGCAUGCCCUGUAUUUGUUGGAACAAAAUGGGUGGCAAACAAAUGGAUUCACGAAAAAGGACAAGAAUUUCUCCACAAGUGUUCGUUAAAUCAAUGGGAAUAAAUAAUCUAUUUAUAUAUUUAUAUUUUUCUAAGCUGCCGCGAAACACCAAAAAUUUAUAGCAAUGUACAAUAACAGCACGCAUGCUCAAACGACUCUUGUACGCAGGCUACGCGCGGUUCGGGCUACAUAGUUCUAUAAGACACCUAUACGACAACGAUAAAAGAUUAAAACUCCUCCCCAGGAAAUUUAAAUUUGCAGUCCGGAAAAAGCCAUUUCUUUAUUCUUGCAUUUCAUAUAAAAAUAAGUAAAACGCACUUAGAUCUUGCCUUAUGCAUACAGAAUUAACAGAAUUAUAUAAUUUAAAAUUAUAAUUUAACACUGCUAAAUAUUAUAUUGCGAGGUAAAUGCCGUUGGCAAA